Molecule: messenger RNA, 3362 nt
Organism: Nyctereutes procyonoides (raccoon dog)
Lineage: Eukaryota; Metazoa; Chordata; Mammalia; Carnivora; Canidae
Gene: CELF5
Product: CUGBP Elav-like family member 5
Exons: 13
Coding region: 1-1458 (485 amino acids)
Biological process (GO): mRNA splice site recognition; regulation of alternative mRNA splicing, via spliceosome
Cellular component (GO): cytoplasm; ribonucleoprotein complex; nucleus
Molecular function (GO): mRNA binding
Source: RefSeq, a predicted model, not a curated record
AUGGCCCGCCUGACGGAGAGCGAGGCGCGCCGGCAGCAGCAGCAGCUCCUGCAGCCGCGGCCCUCGCCCGUGGGCAGCAGCGGGCCCGAGCCCCCCGGGGGGCAGCCCGACGGCAUGAAGGACCUGGACGCCAUCAAGCUCUUCGUGGGCCAGAUCCCGCGCAACCUGGACGAGAAGGACCUCAAGCCGCUCUUCGAGCAGUUCGGCCGCAUCUACGAGCUCACGGUGCUCAAAGACCCCUACACGGGCAUGCACAAAGGCUGUGCCUUUCUCACCUAUUGUGCCAGGGACUCCGCCAUCAAAGCUCAGACUGCCCUGCACGAACAGAAGACCUUGCCCGGGAUGGCGCGGCCGAUCCAGGUGAAGCCGGCGGACAGCGAAAGCCGCGGAGGUAGAGACCGGAAGCUGUUCGUGGGGAUGCUGAACAAGCAGCAGUCAGAGGAGGACGUGCUGCGGCUCUUCCAGCCCUUCGGGGUCAUCGACGAGUGCACCGUGCUGCGCGGGCCUGACGGCAGCAGCAAAGGCUGUGCCUUUGUGAAGUUCUCCUCGCACACCGAGGCCCAGGCGGCCAUCCAUGCCCUGCAUGGCAGCCAGACCAUGCCGGGUGCCUCCUCCAGCCUGGUGGUCAAGUUUGCCGACACGGACAAGGAGCGAACACUGCGGCGCAUGCAGCAGAUGGUGGGCCAGCUGGGCAUCCUGACGCCAUCCCUCACCCUGCCCUUCAGCCCCUACAGUGCCUACGCCCAGGCUCUCAUGCAGCAGCAGACAACGGUCCUGUCCACGUCGGGCAGCUACCUGAGCCCUGGCGUGGCCUUCUCACCCUGCCACAUCCAGCAGAUUGGCGCCGUCAGCCUUAACGGGCUGCCUGCCACGCCCAUCGCCCCCGCCUCUGGACUGCACUCACCCCCGCUGCUUGGCACCACUGCCGUGCCCGGGCUCGUGGCUCCCAUCACCAAUGGCUUCGCAGGUGUUGUGCCCUUCCCUGGGGGGCACCCUGCCCUAGAGACCGUAUAUGCCAAUGGCCUUGUGCCCUACCCAGCUCAGAGCCCGACCGUGGCCGAGACCCUCCAUCCCGCCUUCUCCGGAGUCCAGCAGUACACAGCCAUGUACCCCACCGCGGCCAUCACGCCCAUCGCGCACAGCGUCCCCCAGCCGCCGCCCCUCCUGCAGCAGCAGCAGCGAGAAGGUCCCGAAGGCUGUAACCUGUUUAUCUACCACCUCCCCCAGGAGUUUGGAGACACGGAGCUGACGCAGAUGUUCCUGCCGUUCGGCAAUAUCAUCUCAUCCAAGGUGUUUAUGGAUCGGGCCACCAACCAGAGCAAAUGUUUUGGCUUCGUGAGCUUUGACAACCCGGCCAGCGCGCAGACCGCCAUCCAGGCCAUGAACGGCUUUCAGAUCGGCAUGAAGAGGCUCAAAGUGCAGCUGAAGCGGCCCAAAGACCCGGGACACCCCUACUGACCGCGCCCACAGCCGCCCGGAGGCUGCGGGCCUGGCCCAGGUGAGGGGGCCUCCCCACCCCAGGAGGGCUUCCCGCUUCCAACCGAUCCCGGACUUUCCCGUAAAUUACAACCGAGUUUGGACACCAGCCCUCCCUCUCCUGUCCCACCUCCCCUUGCCCCCCACCCCCUAAUGUGAAUGGGCAGGGGGGUGUCGUGGUCCGCCCCAGCGCUGGAAGGGGGGCGGGCUCCUGAGUCGGAGGCCAAGGGCUUCACCGCCCCCUCCUUGGUGGCUUCCCCCAAACUAAAUCUCAACGUUUCCUAUAUAUAUAUAUGCAUAUAUAUAUAGAGCUAUAGACAGUAUAUAUAUUUUUUGAGUGUAGAUCAUGGGACCAAACUUUUCCGACUUCCUUCCGUCCAAGAGAAGGUGACCCUGGCCCGGUCACUCAGCAGGGACAUAAGAAGGGCUGAGGAUGACCGGGCAGCCCAGUGUCUCCCCAUCUCCCGCUGUCAUGUCAGACCAGGGCACCGAAAAGCACUGGGAAUCAUCAGCCAACGCGAUAUACCUCCAGGACUUUGGGCCCCUGCCGUCGACGGUUCUCGCAGGCCUCAGCGAGCUCGAGUGUCCCUGGUCUUAGCAGCAGCUCCCGGAACCCCCAACCCCUCCCACGCCCCAGGGCCCUGCCUUCCCCAACGAUGUAGGCACAAGAGAGACCCCCGCCCCGGCCUCCCCCCAUCAUAGCCUUACUCAUGUGACCAAUAGCCCUUAGCUUUCCGUCAGGGGCAGACAGGGUCGGGGGAGCCCCCCCCCAACCCCUCGUGCCCCCUCCCAAGGGCAGGCAGCCACCCUCCCUGCCUUCGGAUCACCAGCCUGGAGUUCACGAUCUCAUGACCAAGAUUGCCAAGCGCGUUGGACGAGCCCAACCUGCACAGCACCCCUUUACCAGAGAUACCUCUACAAAUGAUUUUUUUUUUCUUAAUUUUGGUCUUUCUGAGCAGAUACAAAGAAGAAAAGAGAAAAAAAAUGGGGAAAAAAAUCAGACGACAGUGGAUUUUUGUUUCCUAGUUGGGGCGGGGAGGGAGGUCUUGCGGGGCGUCUCUGUAUAGCUACUCAAACCGUGAAAACCCACCUUGAAGCACAGAGUCAAGUUCGUGGACGUCAUUGGGGCCUCUUGCCAAGUGAGGCGCCAGAGAAAUUAAUAAGCUCAAGAAAAGAAAAAAAAAUUUGUAAAGAAAAAAAAAAAACAGCAUUCCCUUUUGUUUCUACCAAAAUGUGUUGACUGACCUAGAAAAAAAAAAAAAAAAAAACACAUAGCAAAAAAAAAAAAAAAAAAAAAGGAAAAGAAAAAAAAAAUCUUAUGACCAACUUGUUUCGAUAUUCCAGAGUUUGAUAAUUGUUCCGAGACACUCUAGCGUGCCUGUGUCCCGUGCGUCUGCGUGUGCAAGCACGUGCCCAGGGGCCCCGAGGGGGCCUCGUCCGCGUCCCCGGCACCUGCCAAGCCCCCGCCGGGCCUGCUUGGGAGUGCGUGCUGGCGUGCAGUGGCGUGUGUCCUUCUGGUCCAUGUUUACUGGCUGUAAAUACCAUUUUUAUACUCCACAUCGAAGACCUACGUGAUUUGUACGAUGUACUUUAUUUCUGCUACGAGUAAUUUCAUGAAGUUUCAACUUGCAAACCGACUUUUGGAGACAAACCGCCACACACACACACACACACACACACACACACACACCUCUACACAUAACACACAAACACACACAGAAAAGGAAGACAAGAAAGGGACUUCGAGGGAACUUUGGGUUGGCGUGGUUUGGAUUUCUGGCUGGAGAGGUCCUUGUCACUGUGGCGUGUUCAGGUGAGAAGCUGCGAGCAUCAUCUUAAUGUCCAAACGCCUCUCUUUGGUCUGGAGAAACUGAAAGUUUAUUUAA